UUUUCUUAAAAUUACAUUCGUUCAUUCAGUUUGGUUAUUACUGAGAGGAAUGACGUCAUGAUGGGGUGCGCUAUUGAUUUAUCCGCCAGUGGAAUCGAGGAACGAGUUUCAGACGUUCUGCGGUGAAGUGUAUCUUUCAGAAAAAAACACAGGAUUAUUCAACAUUGCGACAAUGAGAUAAUAGCAUACAUUGACUAUUAUUUCAGGAAGAAAUGAUUCACUGGACAAAAGUUCACUUGAAAGAGGUUAUCCGCACUGUUGCUGUGAGCUUCGUUGCCGAAGUCCGGACGAGUUCACUUGAUGAUCAAGGGUAACGCAAGUUGACACGUUUUUUGAUAAUAGUGGGAAUUAAUUCGAGACUGUGAAAGAAAAUACUAGCAAAUUCUAAUUAAAUUUCCUCCGUUCUGGAGUAUACUAUAAAUAUGUUAAUGAGGCGGCAGUUAUUUCAAUUGUUUAUUUUUAACGAAGAUAAAAUAGAUUUUACUGACAUUUACAAUUGAUAUAGUGUUAUGAUGUCCAAAUUCGAAUGUCAGACAUUUCAGUUACGGUAAACAUGGAACUGAAAAAUGGGUAGAGCCUUGAGCAAUAUUUGAAAGACCACUGUCUGUGGUGAUCAUCACGUGAAUUUUUUGCCUACACAUCUCGUGUAGCAGAAGAUUGUUCACUCAGCAAGUUUCAAGAUGGCUGCCAACAAGAGGUCGAAGAGGUCCGUUCGCCUCUUGUCGUACUCUUCCAAGCCAACAAUGAGGCACUGCUCAGAAGAUGCCGCGCUUGUGGUGCGCUUGAAGAGUGAUAUUAUCCUGUGAGCUCAAUUCUCCAUAAAAGCGUAAUCAUGGGGAGCAGCUGCUCUUCUGGCCAAGGUCAUAAGGACAAGGACAGCGUGUCCACCCGUUCAGAAGAAUCUCCCAGUUAUCAAGUCACAACCAAAAAACAAGGAAACAACAGUGUUCCGCAAGUAUCAUCAGGGGUCAUUUUAGAAGCAUCUACAGUAGCUGCUACUGUACAGCGAGGGAUGACAAGUAGUUCAGAAGUGGAUUCUUUAGCAGUGGGUGGAGGUGAUUCCACUCAACCCCCAGCCACACCAUCCGCUGUUGCCCUUGAGAGGAAACCAACCAAAGAUGGAAUGACGAAAGUUUUUAGAGGUGUUACUUCAUCAACUAUAUCAGCUGCAGAUUCAAUGUCAUUGUCAUCCCCACCUGGAACUACUGCUCAAAGCCCUCGUGAAUUUGACAAAUUAAAUAGUGAUGUGCAAUUGCCAGUUGAAAUUCAACACCUACCUGAAAAUUGUCAAAACUUGAUUCUGGGUCGUACUGCUGCUGUCAGACCAACUAUUAAGACUCGAAAAAUAGUAAUUUAUGUAUGUGCUGCUGAUUCUCAAGAUUGCUGUGUAGAAAAGGGAGUCCUGCAUAAUGUAGUGUAUCCCGAACUUAGGUCACAUUGUAGGAAUCAAGGUUAUGAACUGCAUAUUGUUGAUUUACAUUGGAAAACAGGAUUAGAAAAGCAACAAGAUCAUGAAUUUCCAGAAUUAUGCUUAGGAGAGUUGACACGCCAAAUGCAGGUUGCCUAUAUCAUUCCUGUUCUAUUUCUUAACAAUUCUUUGGGAACACCACUCUUACCUAACACCAUUGAAACCCAAGAUUUUGAAAUGGCUUUGAAGAAGGCUGAUAAUAAGGAACUACUACAGAAAUGGUACCAUCUUGAUAGUCAUGCUCAGCCACCAUGUUAUCGUCUCCAGCCUACAGGCAUUCAUAUUCCAGGACUUCGGGAAAAUUCAACGGAAGAAAAGGAACGAGCCCUUGCUGAAUGGCGGGCAGAAAUAGAACGCACAUUGGCUGUGAUGGUGAAUGUCUUCCCUCAGGAAUUGCGAGAUACUUACCUUACAACUGUUGUUGAACAGAAUCUUCUGUCAGAGAAGCAUAUACUACGCUUGCCAGUUCGUUGGGCAGAAGGUGGCCUUAAUUUGGAGAUACCUGAACAUGCGCAGUAUAUAUCUGAAGUAACUGCACAUCUUUCAAAGCAUUUACGAGUUGUAAUUGAUACAAUUAUUGAUGAAGAUCAAGCAAAGGUUGUUCUAAGGUCUUGUUAUGGGAUUGAAAGACGCCUUUUGCAAGAGCUAAUGCAGCAUACAACUUUUUGUCAGAAGGCAUCUCAGUGUAGUGUCAAUCGUGAUGGCAUUUUGCAAGAAAUAAAGAAAUAUAUCACAGGGGAAAGUAAAAGUCUUCUAUUAUUACAUGGACCUCGGGGCUGUGGAAAAAGUACUCUGGUAGCAAGGGCUGCACAAUGUUGCCAUUCAUGGAUACCUGACUCUGUACUGAUUAUUCGAUUUGUGGGUUUGUCAAAUGAAAGUCGAACUGUGGAACAGCUUGUGAGAAUUCUGAUAGAUCAGAUAUCUGUUGUAACUUAUGGACAUCAAUAUUGGGGAACACAUAAUGUGAUGAAAUACAAGGAAUACCUACCCCAGUUAUUAGCUGCUGCUGGUUUGCAACACCCUAUAAUUAUUAUAAUUGAUGGUAUUGAUCAAGUGAGAGAAUAUGGCACUCAAAAUUUGGAAUGGCUUCCUUUAACACUACCUGAAAAUGUGAAAUUUAUUUUGUCUGUCUCUGAAGAUAGUUCAAUGUAUGUUGAGCUUACAAAGAGACUUGGGAAUACAAAUUGUCUUAUUAAGAUGCCUGCACUUGGAAAACCUGAAGCUCAAUCCAUUUUAAUGUCUUCUGUAAUGCAAUAUAAUCAUAGUGUUGACAGCAGAGUCCAAGGUUGUGUGAAAUCAUCUGUACAGGAUUGUACGCUUCCUUUAUACGUUAAGGUGUUAGCGUGGCAAACAUCUUGGUGGACUGAUGCAGAACAUGAUAUUGUGCCCAAAGGCAAUGUUAGAGAUCAAUUGAGUAUUAUGCUAAAUGAAUUAGAAUCUAUUUUAGGAAAAGAAAUGAUUGAACAUGCUCUAGCAUUGGCUACAGUGUCCAAGAAUGGUCUGACAGAUUCAGAAACAUUAGACCUGUUGGCUCAAGACCCUGUCUUCCAUAGUCAAGCAACAUAUGUAUCAUGGGCCCCAGCUUGCUUGUUCUGGGCAAGACUCAACAAAUAUUUGGCUCCUUUUCUUCAGUGGACUGUAUCUUCAGAUAUCAGUACAUUUCAAUGGAGAGAUGAAACUGUUUUUGCAGCUAUCAAAAAACGAUACUUAGGUAGCUCAGCGCAAGUACAAUGGGCAUGUCAAACUUUAAUAAGCUAUUUUAAGGGUACUUGGAUGAAUGACAAAGUUGGUUUAGAAGGAAGACUUAUUGCUAAGCCUGCAGUUGUAAAUAGGUGUUUUGACCAGCGAAAAUAUGAUGAACUACCAUACCAAGUAUUUAAAUUAAAAGGAUCAAUAAAAGAAGAUUACUUAUUUAAUCAUACAUGGUUAUAUGAAAAAUUGUGCUGUUCAGGAGUGCACCAGGUUUUGGAAGAUAUUUCUUUAGAGAACAAAGAAGAUAACAAAGAUCUUCAUUUGCUACGAAAAAGCCUAGAAGAAUGUGCAACAGCUUUGAAUUAUGAUGGUCGGCAAUUCUACUCACAGAUGUAUCGCUUUUUAUCUUCUAAAUCAUCAGAAGGCUAUAGUUUUAUGUCAAAAUUAAAAGAAAUUUGCUCAAGUCCUCCAGUUCUGUCCCUGCUUCCACUACCAUUGCUGGACAGUUCAAAUGAAGUACAUGAAUCAGAACCUCAUUCCAAAACAGUUCUAGAGGCAGAAGGCGGAGAGUUUGAUCAAUCACGUUUUGAUUUUAUGACUCGUUUAGGUGAAAAUCCUGAUUUUGUUGUGACAGUUUCAACAGAAAAGGAAGAAAUAUCAGUGUGGAAUGUUCACAAAGCUAUACCUGUCAGAACUCUAAAAGGUGUAACACAUCCCAUUAAUUUGAAAGCUAUUAAUGAUCAUCGUUGUGUUGUAUUAUGCCGUAGAGAACUUCGAAUUUAUGAUUUAAAUACUGGACAGUUUGUGACUAGAUUAAAGGGUGUCAUGAAUCAAAAGAUGCCCUACUAUGGUCUGCAUGAUAAUGAACAUUUAGUUGCUUUGUCACGCAACAGAAUGUAUGUAAAUUUAAUGAACUUGGAGAGUGGAGACUGUGUUACUACAUUUAAAGCAGGUGAAGAUCGGUUUUUAAAUUCUCUGUUAGUAUCUGGAGAUGGCAGAGUUUUGGUAUGUGGAGACGAAACACAGAAACCUUUCCCUUUACUUGUGUGGAAUUUGGCAUCCCGAAAAUUAUUGUAUGAUUUGCGCAUCCCUCAUCAUGAUUUUGUUACAAGCCUUGCUGCCAUUACUCAUGAGGGUCAUUAUGUAUGUUGUGUUGCAAAGGAAGUAGAUGAGCCAAGUCCAAAUUUUAUUGUGGUUUAUGAUUUACAAAGUGGAACAUUGUUUAAAAAAUGGAAACCAGGAGUGAAUACUGUUUCAUUAGAUAUAUCGUCACGUGACGGUUGCGUAUUAAGUGGAUUAGAAGAUGCUCGUAUUUUAGUUUGGGAUCUAGUUACAGGUAAUUGUAGAUGGAGUCUCUGUGGUCAUACUGCCCCUGUUAAUUUUCUUCGACUAGAUCCUCAAGGGGGCUCAUUUCUUUCUGCUGAUUCAAAUUGUAGAGAUCGUUCGCUUCGUUUGUGGAAUCUACAUAAAGGUGAACUGCUGGCAGUUUACACACCUGAUAGACCAGUGACUUCAUGCGAAGUUACUAGUGGUGGACGAUCUGUGGUUCUUGCUCUUUGCGGUCAGACACACAUCACAACAUUACAAAUGCAUGGACCUGGGUUUGAAAAACCCUCUGGUGGCUCUGUGUAUGGAUGUCUAGAAAACACAGGCAAAGUAUUUGAUUUGCAGGAUGAAACAGGUGCAGAAAGGUGACAGGGAAAGAUUGAAUUUUAUGAAAAACUCUUUAUUUACCUUAUGACAAAGAGACUUAAUGACAUUUUCUGUGAGUCAAAAUUUUCCACAUGUCUGAUCCACUGUAAAGAGGUAAGCACUUUGGACCGCCCAAUUGCACAAUGUGUUGUUACAAUUUAAUGCCCAAUGUACUGCGGCAGCUGAUACUCCAAUAAUACUAUCAGCUGUGCAAGUUUGUAUGAAUUUCCUGCAAUAAUUGGAGAGCUCAGGUUUAUUUUCCUUUAGAUGCUCUAAUUUAUUUGAAAGAAUUUCUUCCAAUAUAUUUUUGAAGUAUGUUACUAAUGAAUGUUGAACGGUGAAAAUCCUGAAUGUUUAGUAUUCCGAAUUUUAAGUUUAAAAUUAUUUCUUACACAACACAUAGCUUUCACAUCUCCAAUGUGUUUUAUCUUGAGGUGAGAAUGCUUAAUAAAGUUUUAUAUGCCAAAAGAAAUGACUUCCAGAGGCUAAGCAGCCCUGCACAAAUGUAUUUUUCAUUUAAAUAGUAUUAUGUUAACUUUCUGUGCGUUUUUCUUUCUUUUUGAAUUUUUUAUUUCAUUUCAUAUUUGUAGUACGUAUCUUCCCUCUGUUAGGAAGUAAACCAACUUAAUUGAUUUUAUUCACAAAAAAAGUAAUACUGUAUUCCAAGAACUAAAAAUUUAGAUGUUCAGUUCAUUGUGCCAAGCUUAAUAUAUUUUUAUAAUAAAAACUUGACUUGCAUACAUCAUUAUGACACAUUAGGAACCCAUUUAUGACUUCAAGUAAGGAUGUUAUGGGUGUAAAUUUAUUUAUGUGCAGAUUCAAUAUGUUAAUUUUAUAGAUACAAUAUAUCAUCAAUGUGACAAACAAAUAUAUGGGAGCCUGCUAUAUUCUUUCAAUAUUGAUAAAAGGAAUUCUUCUAUGAAAGUCACUGAGAAUUGAAUAGAAUGUUUGCUGCACGAAAAUGUCUGUGGAUCUAUUUUUUUUCUGUACAAAAUCUUCCAAAAUAAUAAAUUGCAUUGUAGAUUCAUAAAAGUUUCAUUUACUUUGUAAAGUAAAUUCAUAUUUGGGUAGAAACCCUUCCAAAUGUGUUAGUACUCUGAAAUCUUGUUGAAAAGUUAUUCUUAAUGUCACCAGACUGUCUCUGAAUGUUUAUCUAUGGUACAUAGAUGUUAAGAAUCAGUAAUAAGCAAGUAGGUCAGUGAGUGUUUAUCUUUAUUCUUCAGAGAUUAGUGAACUUUUUACUGCUACUAUUUUUAAGAACUUAUGUUAAUUAGGUUUUAGAUUAAUAUUCUACUAAAGGUUUCUACCUUGUUGAAAUAAUUCAGAGUUGAAAUAACAAAGUUACAGUGAGUACUGGAUUAUGGAUAAUCUCUUAUGAAAAUCACAUUGCAUCUUGUUGGAGAAUUGUUUAAAGAAACAAAUAAAGUACAGAGAGAGAAGGCAAUGUGUUUACUUACAAAAUGCAUGUCAAGUAAGUGUUCAUUCACUUUAAUUAGUCAAUUCUUGGGGUUGCUGCUAGAUUGACUCAUAGAAAUAAUAAACAUUUUUACUUAAUAUCAAAUCAUCAAUAAAUUUUGGGAAAAGGAUUAUUUUUAUUUUUGAUAUGUCAAUGAAAUUAAUGUAUAACAAAUACAUUUUGCUGUCUAUUAGUUGAUGGCAGAAAAUAUCUUACCUGAUACCAAUGAAAUGUAAAGUACAUUUGUUGGAACUUCAUUAUAAUAUAUUCAGCUGAAAAUUAGAUAUGAUUUCACAAUUGAGUCAUUUUAGAUGGAGUGAGAGGUAAAUCAUCAACCAAAAUUUAAAUAGGAAGUUAAAUAAAAAUGAGACAAAACAAAAAAUAACUAGAUAAACGAAAAUUAUAAAAUGAGAGAUUGAACUUGCAUCUCAAUGGAGUUCAGUGCUUGAAAAUCAUAUUCAAUAUCUUGAUUUUAAUAAGAAGUAUUUUCUUUAUUAUCAGUAGAGCUCGGAAGUUCAGGUUACAUAAAAUAGGCUGGCAAAAAGGCAUUUAUUCCAGUUGAAAUAGGGGUGUAGGGGUAAAGGAAAUGUAAAAAUUAAUAAUAAAAAUAAUUCAAAUUUAUUCUAACUCUAUAAUCAGCACAUACAGGGAAGAAAACUAUAUUUUCAUUUUCUUUGUAAUAUUGAUUACACAUGACCACCUGGUAUGAUGACUAGAAUUUGUAUCACCUGGGUCUCUGGCUCUAUGAAAUGUUGUGGAUUCCCUUUAAAUCUUGGACUAACGUAACUUAAAAUGUGAUUAUAGUUUUCUUUCUGUGCACUGUGUGCAGUGUGUAAUUACCAUCACUGAAAAGGGUUGAAUUGCUUUUCAGAAAG
This is a messenger RNA of Gryllus bimaculatus (two-spotted cricket), 7183 nucleotides long. The record is from the annotation of a GenBank genome assembly. NCBI's taxonomy places the organism in Eukaryota, Metazoa, Arthropoda, Insecta, Orthoptera, Gryllidae.